Molecule: messenger RNA, 2432 nt
Organism: Sphaeroforma arctica JP610
Lineage: Eukaryota; Ichthyosporea; Ichthyophonida
Exons: 11
Coding region: 93-1772 (559 amino acids)
Molecular function (GO): Hsp90 protein binding
Source: RefSeq, a predicted model, not a curated record
GUUCUAUCUCAUAAAUAAGCAGGAAUUUAUGCCCACGCAAGCAGAUUCGUACAUAACAGUAUACAGAGUGUAGUAUUACAGCAACUAAAGCAAUGUCAGCCGACGAUCUUAAAGCACAGGGCAACAGGGCAUUUGCCGCCAAAGACUGGGCCACGGCUAUUGAUCUGUUCACUCAGGCUAUUGUGGUGGCACCAGAAAACCACGUGUUGUACAGUAAUCGCAGUGCAGCGUACUCGAGCUGUGGCGAAUAUCAGAAGGCGCUUGAGGAUGCUGAUAAGUGUGUGAGCAUCAAGCCCGAUUGGCCCAAGGGCUACAACCGCAAGGCAACAGCACAGGCUUUCAUGCACGAUACCGAUGCAGCUAUGGAAACAUACGAAACCGGACUAGAGAAAUGCCCAGGAGACCCCACCUUGACUAAGGGACUCAAAGACCUUGCAAGCUCAGCUAGUGGCAGCAAGGACCCUAUGCAGCAGCUCUCGUCCCUGUUCACGGCACCCGAUUUGUGGGCUAAGGUGGCCAUGAACCCCGACACGCGACACCUGGUGGGCAAUCAGAAGCUGCAAAAGGACAUCGACGAGAUAAAGGCCAAUCCCUCGAUACUUAUGGCGAAGAUGCAACAAAACGAGGAUCUAAUGGCCAUUCUUGGUGUAGUCAUGGGCAUGCCAACUGCUCCCAAGAAGGAUGAUGCAGGUGCAAGCACCAAUGAUACCGAUGUAGAUAUGGCCGAAGCCACCCAGGAGGAGGCGGUUCACGAAAUCGAUCCAGAGGAAAUUGUGGUUGAUGAAGUCGAGGAGAAGCGAUUGAAUGCCUUGUCCGAAAAAGAACUAGGCAACGCGGCAUACAAGAAGAGGGACUUUGACACAGCCAUUGCGCACUACGAGAAGGCGAUCGAGCUACACCCAGAGAAUAUGGCGUUCUACAAUAACAUGUCCGCUGUAUACUUCGAGCAAAAGGACUAUGAGAAGUGCCGCGAGAUGUGCAAGAAGGCGGUGGAGGUGGGACAGGAGCAACGCGCCGAGUACGCGCUCAUCGCUAAGGCUUAUGCACGCAUCGGCAACUCAUACCACAAAGAAGGCAACUACGACGACGCCGCCACAUGGUUGAACCGCAGUUUAACCGAACACCGCACCAAAGACACACUCAACAAACUCAACGCCAUCGAAAAGGAGAAGAAGGAGGCCGAGGCAAAGGCUCUCCUAAACCCUGAGGAGGCUACCAGAAUCAAGGAGGAAGGAAAUGCCAUGUUCAAAGCCAUGAAGUAUCCUGAAGCAAUCAAGCUAUAUACAGAAGCCCUCACGCGUAACCCUGACGACCACACCAUAUACUCCAACCGUGCUGCCUCGUACAUGAAGCUGGGUGAGUUCCCACACUCACUCAAGGACUGCGACAAGUGCAUUGCAAUGGCACCGGACUUUAUCAAGGGACACACCCGACGAGGCAACUGUCUGCUGGCCAUGCGGGAACACCAGCGGGCUCUAGAGGCAUUCGAGAAGGCGUUGAGUAUCGACAAGGACAAUAAGGAAGCCAUCGAUGGCGUACAGCGUGCCUACAGGGCCAUGAACGAGAGGCUGCAGAAUAUGUCUGAGGAAGAGCGUGCCGCUGAAGCUAUGAAGGAUCCCGAAGUACAAGCCAUCAUGGGCGAUCCCGUCAUGCGCAUCGUGUUGGAUCAGAUGCAGAACGACCCCGCCGCCGCACAAGAGCACUUGAAAAAUCCUGAGAUAUCUGCAAAGCUGCAGAAACUCAUCAACGCCGGCAUCAUCCGUACGCGGUAGAUACGCCCCUGUAUACACACAAAUUCCCACAUACAGAUUUUCACACAUACUAGCACUCGAAUACACAUACACACGCACACACAUGGAUUUCAAUGUACACGAAUGAGUGUGUAUUGAUUAGAAUGGAUGACGCCUCUUUGAGGUACGUAGCCAAAGAUACAGAAGGCAUAUUCUGCUCACAGUCCCUGGUGGCUGUAUACACCAACUAUGCCCACAAAAUCAUGGCAUAUGGUUGCACGCCGACAAGUCCGUCUCAUCUUGAUGGCCAAUCACAUCCUGUCAUGAACGAGGCGUGGCCUACUCACUGUGGGAGCUUUGUAUGAGUUCCUCUCAGCUCAGUGGGUAUCUAAUGCAGCAGCUGAGGAGACCCGUCUGUGCGGCAGGUGGAAUACGCACGACUGUGCUAGCCAAACAAAUGUGACCUUCCAACUAAUAAAUUAGAAGACGCAGAUAAUUUACCAGUUGUAUCCUGUCUUAGAAAUGCACUCAGUUAUCGGUCCACGCAUACUUGCUUCGUUCUGUUUUGGUGAUUGUCCGGUAGAAACCUCCGAUCUUUGCACAGCCAUCAACGCCUCGUGAGUAGGAAACCGGAAUGGCUACUCGCCAAUUCAACUUUGUUUAGAAACGCUGUAUUUGCUAUUUCCGUGAAGUAGCGAAACU